Molecule: messenger RNA, 3272 nt
Organism: Corythoichthys intestinalis (scribbled pipefish)
Lineage: Eukaryota; Metazoa; Chordata; Actinopteri; Syngnathiformes; Syngnathidae
Gene: ankrd13b
Product: ankyrin repeat domain 13B
Exons: 15
Coding region: 303-2246 (647 amino acids)
Cellular component (GO): cytoplasm
Molecular function (GO): protein binding
Source: RefSeq, a predicted model, not a curated record
GUCAAGUCAGCAGGCGGAUGGGAGGAGAGGAGCAGUAGGAGGAGGAGAGAUGUGUUACUGGAGUAGGAGGUAAAAAGAGGUGGCCAAGCGGCUGUUGAAGAAAUAAAAGCACAGUCAAAUUUCGCGGCGCGACCAAAGCCACCUUUAUUCGUGGAUUCGAGCGUUAAACAACGUAAGGCGAGAAACGCUUCUGCGGACGACAGGGACAUGAUGAUUAGCUUGCUUUUAUAGCGAGCAUCACUGCCAAAAGUAUCCUUACCAUCCACAGCGAAGACGAAGGAGGUGACAAACUAUGAACGAGGAUGAUUUCUGCUAAGAAAACUCCGGAGAAGAGUCGCUAUCCAAUGCACUAUCUGGUGUGGCACAACAAGCACCGGCAGCUGGAAAAAGAGCUGACAGCCAACGAACAGACUGAUUUAGAGUCUCUGGACCCCCGGGGCCGAACUCCUCUACAUCUGGCUGUCACAUUGGGCCACCUGGACUGUGCCAGAGUUCUGCUGCAACAUGGCGCCGAUGUCAGUAAGGAGAACCGCAACGGCUGGACUGUUCUUCAGGAGGCAGUCAGUACUCGAGAUCCGGAACUUGUGCGGCUUGUACUGCGUUUCCGUGACUACCAGAGGACUGCGAAGAGACUUGCGGGCAUCCCCGUCCUGCUAGAACGACUACGCCAAGCCCAGGAUUUCUAUGUAGAGAUGAAAUGGGAGUUUACCAGCUGGGUGCCCCUGGUGUCGCGUAUCUGCCCUAGUGACACCUAUAGAGUGUGGAAGAGUGGUCAGUGUCUCCGCGUUGACACGACUCUCACUGGAUUUGAGCAGAUGACCUGGCAGAGAGGAAAUCGGAGCUUCAUUUUCAGGGGGCAAGACUCAAACGCAGAAGUGAUCGAGGUCGACCAUGACAGGCAGCUGGUGUUCUGUGAGACCCUGUGUGUCUCAUCACUCACGGCGCUUUCGCCUGCCCGGGGCAAAGGUGCCGCCUGUGGCAGUACGGCAGCAGGUUUGGGCCUGCUGGGGGGAGUGCAGCCCAGUGAUGAGCAGGUAGCGGCCCGACUGUCUGCCGCUGUGGUGACCACUCAGCUGGAUACCCGCAACAUUGCCUUUGAGAGGAACAAGACAGGCAUACUGGGCUGGAGGAGCGAGAAGACUGAGACAGUGAACGGAUAUGAAGCCAAGGUGUAUGCUGCAUCAAAUGUAGAGCUGAUCACCAGGACCAGAACAGACCACUUGUCAGACCAGAACAAGAACAAGAUUAAAGGCGGGAAGACUCCCCUCCAGAACUUCCUCGGGAUUGCAGAGCAGCACAUGGGCCCGAACAACGGGGCCCUGGUGACCCAAAUGUCAACCCCGGCGGUGACCAACCCUGCAGCGCUCACUGCUGAGGAAUACUUCAACCCAGGCUUGUCUCCCACACUGAGGGACAUCGGCCACCCGUGCCAACUCACCACCAAGACCCAGAGAUUCAAAGCAAAGCUCUGGCUGUGCGAGUCCCAUCCUCUGUCACUGGCAGAACAAGUGGCGCCUAUCAUCGACCUUAUGGCCAUAUCCAACGCCCUGUUCGCCAAGUUGCGUGACUUCAUCAUGCUGCGCUUGCCACCCGGCUUUCCCGUCAAGAUCGAGAUCCCGCUCUAUCACAUCCUGAAUGCCAGGAUCAGCUUCAGCAACCUGAAUGGCUGCGAGGAGGGGGCAAGCCCACGCCCUGACAAUGAAGCCACAGUGGAGGGGGGCGGACAAAAGUAUACCCUUAGGACGGAUACUCCGUCGCCCGGCAGCGAUUCAUCCAGCGUUUCCAGUUCCAGCUCCACCAUGUCAUGUCGAGCCGGAGAGAUCCCCCCCUGUGUGUUUGAGCCCCCGUCUGGAUACACUGUGCUCGGGGGCAAACAGAGAGACAGCAUGAGGGAGGAGGAGGAGGACCUGCUGCAGUUUGCAAUUCAACAGAGUCUGCUGGAAGCCGGCUCGGAAUACGAUCAGGUGACCAUCUGGGAGGCACUGACCAAUAGCAAGCCAGGAACGCAUCCCUUGUCUUGUGAUCCAAGUCGCCUAGAAAGGAUGCCUCAAAGGAAGCCUCGCUCCCCCUCCAGCGUAUCCUCCACUCCCUCCAAGAAGCAGCAGUCCACCACCUGCAGCUACGAUGAGCAGCUACGCAUCGCCAUGGAAAUGUCAGCUCGAGAGCAGCAGCAAGCGGAGCUCCGGCGACGGAAAGAGGAGGAAGAACUGCUGCACAUCAUCCAGCUGUCACUCAUGGAGAAGUGAGCUGGCCAAUGGGCCAAUCAAAUGUUUAAAACAUAGAAAGCACACUUUUGAAUUGAAUGGAGAUUUGUGCCCUCCGUGAUGAUGUCUGAAUGAUUGACACCAGUGUUCUCUCCGCAUGACACUUUACACCAGUGCCAGUUUACAACCAACAAUACAGUACGUUUAGAAGGCCCAAAUCAGCUGGUGGAAGUGACAUGUGAAUGUUGAACCCAUAAUAAUAAUAAUAAUAAUAAUAAAAGUUGCUCAGUUGCAGUUAGUUGUAUGUUUUUUUUAACUUGCACAAAAUCCAAAUGUACUGUAUUUACACUGUGGUUGGCUCACAUAUGUGACUGUGACUGAUGUACAGUAGAUGUGUGGCAAGCUGGAGCACGAACAUGAUUUCACAAUGAUAUUCAAUUACUGUACUGCAACCUAAUGGGAGUCGAUAUCGUACCUUCAGACAGACCUGUGACUGACAUGGCGACCCAUCCAGCACAUUCCACUGCCUUUUCGCUCAGUCAACAAAAGGAAAGGAUGGAUUGAAGACUGAAUUGGCUAUUGGCUCUCAUUCGAAGUGUACCCACAAUCUACUGAUACUAAGCAUCGUGAACAUCUUUUCCUCCAAAAUGCUAUUAAAGUGUUUCUGAAUGUAUAUAGUAACUAAAAUGCCAUACACUCAGUUUUGAUACAGAUCCUUUACUUUUAAGUUGGACUUUUCUCACCAAUAGCAGCACAACUUGAGAAAACUCCUCUUACAACAUUUGAAUUCACUCGUAUUCUUGUUGGUUUGAUGAGAAAGACUGUUUUUGAUCACCUCAAAUGAUUUUUAUGGGGUUGCUAGCUAAAUAAAAAGUGUUUUAAUAAAUGUCUCAUUAUUGUGCGUUUUAUUUCAUUCCAUUUAAUUUCUAAAGUUGCAGUUCGUUCCACUGUGAAUGAUCCAUGUUAACACUUAACAUUGAUCCCAGUCAAAAUGGAUCGGACAUCUCGCUCUGUCGAUGACACUGAAAUAUGAGCAUUCAAUGCCAGUUCUCCCAAUUUAAAAGAAUU